ACGGCCCACUGCACCCACAGUCCAAGGGCAGGUUGGUAGGUCAGGAGCUUCUUGGAGCCAGCGUUAGAGCCUGUGACCAGUUCUGCAGGAACGGUGAGCACAAGGGAAAAGGAGCCAGCCCGGAACAGGACCUGUGGGGAUCAGAAAGAGCUCUGCCUGGGCGAAGCUGGCUGAGUGAGCGGCUGCAUUCUAGGAAUCAUGAGAGGACAGAAGACAGCAAGAGAUGAAGAAAACACCUAUGGCGUCCAGGGGACCCGGGCACCAGGAUGUGUGCUUUCAGGUUCGGGAGCUUACACAUCAUUGGUGCUCACAGGUGCAGAAGCCGACGAGUCUGCCCUGCAGGAGCCCAGGCUGCGGCUCCUCCUGGCUGGGAGGUCAGGGACUGGGAAGAGCGCCACGGGAAACAGCAUCCUGGGCCAGAAGCGCUUCCUCUCCAGGCUCGGGGCGACGUCGGUGACCCGGACCUGCGCCGCGGGCAGCUGCAGGUGGGCCAAGUGGGUGGUGGAAAUCAUUGACACCCCAGACCUUUUCAGCUCCGAAGUCUCCCAGACAGACCCGGGCUGCGAGGAGAGAGGCCGCUGCUACCUGCUCUCGGCGCCGGGGCCCCACGCCCUGCUCCUGGUGACCCAGCUGGGCCGCUUCACGGCCCAGGACCAGCAGGCCUGGAGGGGGGUGAAGGCGCUCUUCGGGGACGGCAUCGUGACGCGCACCAUCGUGGUCUUCACCCGCGAGGAGGACCUGGCCGGGGGCUCGCUGCAGCAUUACGUGCGCGACACCGGGAACCGCGCGCUCAGGGAGCUGGUGGCCGAGUGCGGGGACCGAUUCUGCGCCUUCGACAACCGAGCCGCCAGCGGGAAGCGAGAGGCGCAGGUGAUGGCGCUGAUGGGGCUGGUGCAGGAGCUGGUGAGGGACCACGGCGGCGCCGCCUACACCAACGACGUGUACAGCCUGGCGCAGGCCCUGGGCGGCGCGGACCCCGCGGAGAGGCUGCGCAGGGUGGCGGAGCGAGUGGCCGUCUGCGCGCAGAGGCGGCGGGAGCGCUGGCCGCUGGCCUGGCUGUGGCGGUGGCCCAAGGCGCCGGGGACCUGGUGUAAGCUGGGCGUGUGCACCCUGCUGGGCGCCCUGGUCCUGCUAUACAUGCAGAUCUCCAGGCACCAGCCUGACGCCUUUGGUGAGAUCAGUCCUGACAGACUGUAAAUAACACUUUGACCCAUCCACUGAUAAUUACCUUCAUCCUCGGUGCUCUGAACCUUCAGGGCCCACAUCUCUCCUUUCCUCCCUCACCUCGCCUAUUCUACCAAUUUCAGAGUCCUGCCAGGUCCCAUCUCCCACCUGAAACCUUCCUAUGAGCUCCCCCUUUCCCAAAGCCAAACAACCACAGUUAGUUUUGCCUAUUUUCUACUGACCUCAGACUGCCUUUGACUCUCUCCUGUCAUUGAACUGUCUUCACCCCUGAAAGCAGAUGAGGAGCCUUUGCCCUCUCACCCCCUGGACUCCCGGCAGGACCAAGGUUAGAACCACCACAGAGCAGAGUCUGAGUACAUACUCAUUUGCUUGAAUUGAACCGAAUGAAAGAAAUAAAUGUACUGGACAAUCA
This is a messenger RNA of Balaenoptera ricei (Rice's whale), 1597 nucleotides long. Its product is annotated as GTPase IMAP family member 1-like. Gene Ontology annotation, cellular component: endoplasmic reticulum. Bases 199 to 1197 code for a protein of 332 amino acids. The transcript is spliced from 3 exons. Gene Ontology annotation, molecular function: GTP binding. NCBI's taxonomy places the organism in Eukaryota, Metazoa, Chordata, Mammalia, Artiodactyla, Balaenopteridae. The record is from RefSeq and is a predicted model, not a curated record.